GGGUACUUUGGGAAAUGUAUAGAAAAGAACUGCCAUUUUUCGUUUUCAACCUUCUCUUUCGAAAUUUCAAACUUAAAACAUUUUCAGAAAAUUCUUUAGGGGCCUCUGAAUUAUUCAACUGUGGAAAUUCAAGGAAACAAAAUUUGAAAGGAGGGUUGCAGCUGUGAUGAAUUAUCGCCUCGGGGGACAAAACCAAAGACCAAGAGGAUUAAAGGUUAAGCGUGGCUCUCAGUAUGCGUUAAUUUUAGCUAUUUUCAUCUGGUUUCUGUAUUGGAUUAAUUGCUCUCAUGAUGAGACAGAACAUUAUGCUCGGAGCUCUCAAAGAAAGCUUGGUGAAGAACAUGAUGCUGUCAUUUUGGGCUGCAAAGUAAAUGUUGGAUGGUUAACUGGUAGAGGUGAUCCAGAGUCGGUGAAUGCAAAUUUCAUGACCAAAUCAGAAAACAAUGAAGCCAGUGCUAGAGCUCAUGAGUUAACUAAAAUACCGAGAGAGAAAGCUAAGAACAAAAUUUUUUACCUCGAGAGACAGGGAAGUUCCCUGAUUGAUGAGAGAGAUGAUCGCAAAAAUUUUGAAAGACUAAAGGAGAUCUCUUCGUACAAGGGACAUCAUAAAAGUUCUCUGCAAAGUGCUUUGGCCGACAGUCAGAAAGUAUCAGAGACAGACGUGAAAAAGAUAGAAAAUGGUGGGGGCAUUAGUGGUACAGAAACUAAGGAGAAAGACGAACACGAAUUUGCUCUAGAAGUGGAAGGAGAAAACGUUACAAGUGACCAGCAGCAUGAAACAGAAAAUGGAGUGCAUGGAUUUGAUGAUGAGAAUGGGGUUCCACAGGAUUUUAAUGAUGUUACACAGUCUCAAGUUUAGAGUUGGUACAGUUGAUUCCUAGUGACACUUCUUAGAAAAUAAGUGUUCAAAUGUAAAAUCCUAUUUUCCCCUUUGAUGAUUUCUUCAUUUAUGUAUUUUUGCUUAUUCGAAGGAUUGAAAUUUGACGUGUUAAGAGUUAGAUUUUUA
Messenger RNA from Olea europaea var. sylvestris, 1006 nucleotides. RefSeq lists its product as uncharacterized. The transcript is spliced from 2 exons. The record is from RefSeq and is a predicted model, not a curated record. Bases 167 to 859 code for a protein of 230 amino acids. NCBI's taxonomy places the organism in Eukaryota, Viridiplantae, Streptophyta, Magnoliopsida, Lamiales, Oleaceae.